Hippocampus comes (tiger tail seahorse) is the source of this 1569-nucleotide messenger RNA. RefSeq names its product acidic mammalian chitinase-like. Gene Ontology annotation, biological process: carbohydrate metabolic process. The record is from RefSeq and is a predicted model, not a curated record. Gene Ontology annotation, cellular component: extracellular region. Gene Ontology annotation, molecular function: hydrolase activity, hydrolyzing O-glycosyl compounds; chitin binding. Bases 92 to 1504 code for a protein of 470 amino acids. NCBI's taxonomy places the organism in Eukaryota, Metazoa, Chordata, Actinopteri, Syngnathiformes, Syngnathidae. The transcript is spliced from 12 exons.
AGGACCCAGCUUUGCUGCAGUUCUUUGGGUCUCUCAUCUGGUCCCAAGUAACCCAGCUAAGUUGUGUGCAAUCAAAAAAAAAAAAAUCAAGAUGACCAGGUUGACAAUACUUGCAGGCUUGUGUCUGGUGCUAUGCCACCUGGGAUCUGCCACCAAAAUGGUGUGCUACUUCACAAACUGGUCCCAGUAUAGACCUGGUGAGGGGAAAUACAUGCCACAAAAUGUGGACCCCUUCCUAUGCACCACCCUGAUCUAUGCCUUCUCUAUCAUCAACCACAACAACGAGCUGGUUACUUAUGAGUGGAAUGAUGACGUUCUGUACAAGUCUUUCAACAACCUGAAGACCAAGAACCCCCAUCUGAAGACUCUCCUGGCUGUUGGUGGAUGGAACUUUGGUUCACAACAGUUCUCCAUCAUGGUAUCCAACCCAACUAACCGUCAGAAGUUCAUCCAGUCUUCGAUAAAAUUCCUGAGGACUCAUGGUUUUGAUGGUCUGGAUUUGGACUGGGAGUACCCUGGAGCUCGUGGGAGCCCCCCAGGGGACAAACAGAAGUUCACUUUGCUCUGCAGGGAACUUGUUCAAGCCUAUGCUGCCGAGGCCAAGGCCACUGGUAAUACUCAGCUCAUGUUGACUGCUGCAGUGUCUGCUGGAAAGGGUACAAUUGAUGGAGGAUAUGAAAUUGCUGAGAUUGCCAAAGAAUUGGACUUCAUCAAUGUGAUGACCUACGACUUUCAUGGAACUUGGGAGCGGUUCACUGGCCACAACAGCCCUCUGUUCCGCGGCUCUGAGGACUUUGGCGACCUCAUCUACUUUAACACCGACUUUGCAAUGAAGUACUGGCGAGACAACGGCACCCCAGUGGAGAAACUGAGGAUGGGUUUUGCUGCCUAUGGUCGUACUUUCCGUCUGACAUCAUCAAACACCGCAGUUGGAGCCCCAGCUAGUGGACCCGCAUCAGCUGGUCCAUUCACACGUGAAGCUGGAUUCUGGUCCUACUACGAGAUCUGUGGCUUCCUCAAGGGCACUACCAUUCAAUGGAUCGAUGACCAGAAGGUUCCCUAUGCCACAAAAAACAACGAGUGGGUGGGAUUUGACAACAGGGAAAGCUAUGAGACCAAAGUGCGUUACCUCCAGGAGCAGAGGUUUGGCGGUGCUUUUGUGUGGGCUCUUGAUUUGGAUGACUUUGCUGGACGAUUCUGUGGAGCGGGCAACCACCCUCUUUUGUCUCAUCUACGCAAACUUCUCAAUAUUGAGUUGCCCCCACUCCCUCCUACCACCACCCCAAAACCUGGCGCUAGCACCACCACGCGUCCAACCACAACCACCACGGUCACAACCCAUGCCCCUGGGUCCGGCUUCUGCAACGGAAAACCCGAUGGCCUGUAUCCCAACCCGGAUGACAGAAACAGCUUUUACAUGUGCGCCGGUGGCAUCACCCAUGUGAGGAAUUGUGGAGCUGGAUCUGUCUUUGAUGAUGGCUGCAAGUGCUGCGUAUGGCCAUGAGCAAUGUUUGGAGAAAAUGUACAUAACAACUGACACAAACAUCUAUUAAACCUUAUCAAGCAACA